Molecule: messenger RNA, 1770 nt
Organism: Eruca vesicaria subsp. sativa (arugula)
Lineage: Eukaryota; Viridiplantae; Streptophyta; Magnoliopsida; Brassicales; Brassicaceae
Source: the annotation of a GenBank genome assembly
AAAAAAAAAAAUCUGUUUAACAUUUAUACAUAGACAGAUAGAGAAUACUUGGCAUUGGCGAUGGAGUACGAGAGGAUUGAGAAGGUGCAGAAGAGCAUCAUCUCGCCGACGAAGCUGCGAAUGAAGCUAAUGGGUCUGCACAAUAACAAAAAGAAAGAAGGAUCUAACACUAACUCUUCAAGAACUUCACCUGUUCGUCUUCAGGUUUCGGAUGGCACAGAAUUCUCCAAGAACAGCUUGCUAGCUUCUAACUCUGAUUCAUACGACUAUGAUAAUGUGGCAGCUUCAACAACGGACAUAGGAGUAGCUAAACUGUCCGUUUUAGACCUAAGCAAUAACCAAGCCUCGAGACAUGAAUGUGAAGGUCUUACGAGAGAAACCAAUCAACCGAAACCUCAGCAACUGAAAAAACCUGACAUGAGUAUAACUCUGAGACCACAAGAAGAUGAAAACCUUGAUUAUGACAGUAACGCUAGCUCUUCAAGCUUCGAGUUUCACGGUGGUGUUCGUGGAGAGCGUUCGAAUCAGAAUCAUCUCUCAAGAGCAUACCUUUCGAGACAAAUGCCAUCCAAGUGGAAUGAUGCUGAGAAGUGGAUAAUGAGCAGACAGAACAUGGUGAUGAGGAAGAACGGUCAAGUGAACCGGAUGCCUGUUAAAGUUAUGACCGAUAAUACAGGUUACGAGCAUAACAAAGCAAGGAUACAAACUGAUGGGUUCGAGAAGUUCCCUAAUUAUGUUCCCACGGUGCCACAUCCAGUUCUAACUCAAGGCUAUGGAGGAAACUUAUUGAUCGAUCAAUGUACACAAAACAAUGAUCUUGUAGACACAACAAAGGAUUCAUCACGUAGCGAUACACCAGCUGGUCCUGUUACUCGCUCGGUAUGUAUGAGAGACAUGGGAACUGAUAUGACGCCAAUACCAAGUCAAGAACCUUCAAGAUCUGUCACACCAAUCGGUGCAACAACUCCUCUUCGCAGCCCGACUUCGUCUCUACCCUCUACUCCUAGAGGAGGCCUACAAGAAGAGCCACAAGACCCGUCAGCAAACACAAAAAGAGAACUAUCUGAAGACGAAAUGAAAGCAAAAACAAGAAGAGAGAUAGUAACUCUCGGAGUUCGGUUAGGGAAGAUGAACAUCGCGGCGUGGGCUAGUAAAGAAGACGAGGAGAACAAUAAUAACAAGGUAGACGUAGAGGAGUCACAGAGGAUUGAGUUUGAUAAACGAGCAAGUGCUUGGGAAGAAGCAGAGAAAUCGAAACUUAAUGCAAGGUAUAAGCGUGAGGAGAUCAGAAUCCAAGCUUGGGAAAGUCAAGAGAAAACUAAGCUCGAAGCAGAAAUGCAACGUAUUGAGGUUAAAGUUGAGCAGAUGAAGGCUGAAGCUGAAACAAGGAUUAUGAAGAAAAUCGCGAUGGCUAAGCAAAGGUCUGAAGAAAAACGGGCCUCUGCUGAAGCUAGAAGAGUACGUGAUGCCGAGAAGGCAGUGGCUGAAGCCGAAUAUAUCAGGGAAACCGGUCGAAUACCGGUGUCAGGUUCCAAGAUAUGUUGUGGUUGGUUUUCAUGAGUCAUUGGAAUGACUUUUUGUCUUUUGAGUAAAAGCAAUAUUUGAUUUCUCAAAUCCCUUGUAGUUCCAUAUGUGCUCAAAAGAGAGUGGCAAAGAUUGUGUCUUACGUUAGGGCUUGCUAUUGCCCAAGGCCGUAAAAAACAAUUUAAACCAGAGCUGAUAUAAACAGAAACCACUUGUAGGCCGGAUAAAUCACUGGAUUAAAUGUUC